AUGUCGUCCAACGUAUCUGCUGAUCUCAUCUGGGAGGUUGUUCGCAACCAGAACAAGUACCUCGUCAAGAGGAAGACCAACGGCUCUCCUCAGUUCUCCCGCGACCCCUUAACCUCACGAACCUCCACGCGCGCAAGACUCGGGAACUUACUAACAAUGGGCUUUGCAAUGAUAGCCAUCGGUGUCAGCGGCAGCGGCAAGCGUGGCGUAACCAUCGUCAGCAAGAACUCCAAGAACUCCAGCAAGCCCUCCACCUCCUACACUUCCACCGCCGUCGGUGAUGCUAGGUCCAACCGAAAGGCUUACAAGUCCGCCGCCGCUCUCUCUUCCAAGAGGGGUUACCGUGUCGAUCUCCGCGAGGCUGCCGUCCAGCGCGUGAGCGCUGUCCGACGAUCCCAGCUUCCCGUCAAGGCCGACCCGGAGCAGAAGCUUAGGGAAAGAAGGCGCAGCAGGCCCAGUCUGCGUAAGGCCUCAGCUGACCAGAACGGCAAGCUGCUGGCUCUUGGGAUAUUCGUAAACCUCGCCAUCGAGAUGCUCUUUCUGGGCUCUAGUUAUGACCACAUAGGCUGGCUAGCAGACAAAGUUCUGAAGAUUUUCCAAUUUGAGGCAUUCGCAUGCUCUAUUGAAAAGAUCCGGCGCUUCAUCGGUUAA
This is a messenger RNA of Parascedosporium putredinis, 651 nucleotides long. The record is from the annotation of a GenBank genome assembly. Lineage: Eukaryota; Fungi; Ascomycota; Sordariomycetes; Microascales; Microascaceae.